Adelges cooleyi (spruce gall adelgid) is the source of this 2850-nucleotide messenger RNA. RefSeq names its product chondroitin sulfate synthase 2 (gene Chpf). The transcript has 9 exons. The coding region runs from base 209 to 2554 and encodes 781 amino acids. Gene Ontology annotation, molecular function: glucuronosyl-N-acetylgalactosaminyl-proteoglycan 4-beta-N-acetylgalactosaminyltransferase activity. NCBI's taxonomy places the organism in Eukaryota, Metazoa, Arthropoda, Insecta, Hemiptera, Adelgidae. The record is from RefSeq and is a predicted model, not a curated record. Gene Ontology annotation, cellular component: Golgi cisterna membrane.
UUUUUUUAACAGAGAAUUUGAAAAUGUUAAAUGUACACACUACUAACUACAUAAUUAAAAAUUAGUUUUAAAACAGGUAAUUUAACUACUGUACAAUUUUCUUUUUCAUUGAAAUGUUAUGAUUAAUUUCCGGGUUGUUUUUUCUACAUUAUGAAAUAAUAAGUUCAGUGAUCUCCGAAUUUGUCAAUUUUCACAAUUCAUAUUCAAAAUGUUAUGUUCCUCGGCUCGUGUACGCCAAAACUUUUAUCUGAUAUUUGGCAUCACUAUUGGCCUCAUAUUUAGUCUUGUCGUCGGUCCACUUUUGGAGGCGAGUUGUUUAUUUACAGUUUCAAUACUGAAAAGCGAUUCGAACCCUGUCAUAAUCAACGAUGAAUACGAACCUCGCAUAAAUCUAGCCGGAAAGCCUCAGCGAGCGCUCAAAGCCCCACAGACUAUACUUCGGCCAAGGUAUUAUUCCACAGAACUGGGAAUCCGAGAAAAAUUAUUUGUUGGUGUAUUAGCCAGCCAGCCAACUGUUGACGGAUUAGCAGUUGCUGUCAACAAAACUGUCACGCAUUGGGUUGAUAAAACCAUUUUCUUUGUUGACGCAACUGCUGAACACAAGCUGAAUGUAUCUCUUAUGAAAAUACCUGGCAUAGUAGGUUUUACUGAUAGCAGGACUAUUUUAAAACCUUUUCACAUGAUAAAAUAUAUCGUCGACAAUUAUUUGGACGAAUAUGACUUCUUUAUGCUGAUAAGAGAUAAUACGUAUAUAAAAGCUGACAAAUUAAUGGACUUGUUGAAGCGCGUCACCAGCGUCAGUGAGGAUGUCUACGCUAGCGGAACUGUCAUUGGUACCAAUUACUGCUCCUUAGAUGCUGGUAUACUUUUGAGCAAUUCAGUUAUUCGAAAAAUGAUACCAAAUGUCGAUUGGUGUGUAAGAAACGCCUAUUCAAAUUCAGACGAUGAUAAUUUUGGUCGAUGUGUUCUGCAUACUCUCGAUCUUCCUUGUCAAACAUCGAUACAAGGUCACCUCAUGAGUAGUUAUCGUUUAUGGGAAGCUAACGAUUUAAAACGAGUGCUUGAUCAACCACACCAACAGCAGAGCUUUGUUCAGGCUUUGACCGUUUAUCCGCUGUUGAACGCAGACGCCAUGUAUAAAACUCAUUUGGCAUUUUGUAAAAUUGAUUUAGAAAAAGCCAACAUGGAUAUUAAAGAACUGAGAAAAUCGAUUACCGCCGAAUCUGUGUUAGAACCGCCUGGUUUUGGCAAAGUUUCUUGGCCAGUCGGUAGUCAACCCGGAAAUACACCGGCUACACGUUUCGACGUAUUGAAAUGGGAUCACUUCACCGAAACUCAUUUAUACUUGGAUUCUCGUUUUAGUAACAUACGGCUUUUGAAUAAAGCUGAAUCUACCGAUAUUCACAAUGUUUUGAAUAACAGUAUUGAGUAUUUGGAGCUGAAAUAUUCAGGCAAUUUAAAAUUUGAACGAAUGGCAAAUGGCUACAAACGAUUCGAUCCUUCGCGGGGCUUAGACUAUAAGCUAGAUUUGAUUUUCCGUGACAUUUCAGGCGACAAAUUAGUUCAGAAAAGAGUUGAAGUUAGCAAGACCUUGGGCAAAGUAGAAAUGUUACCGGUGCCAUAUGUCACGGAAAAUACGCGAGUACACAUACUCUUACCAGUACGUUCACACGAAAAACAAGAUGCAUUUAGCUUUCUAAAACAGUACAAACAAGUGUGCAUCGAUAAAAAAGAAAAGACCAUGUUAAUGUUUGUAUUGCUGUACGAUGCUAACUCGCCAGGUAAAGGUGCGGCUGAUGACGUCUUCAAGCAAUUGAAGGAUGAAGCGACGUUAUUAAGUAACGCUCACAAGAAAGACGGAACAAAAGUCGCUUGGCUUUCAGUGCGAGUGCCAAACAUAAAAACCGUUAUCCUCAGAGACGCAUUAUUGGACUUUGCACUUUUUGAUUUAGCGAUAAAAAAAUUCCCUGCCGAUGCUCUAAUGAUGUUGGCUAGACCUAAAAUGGAAAUUCGACAAGAUUAUUUGAAUAGAGUUAGAAUGAAUACCAUAAUGGAAUGGCAGAUUUUUAGCGCCAUACCGUUUUCAGAAUAUGACCCUACUUUGAUGACACAUCCAAGACAGCAAAGUCUAGAUAUUAACAAAUCGCACGGUCAUUUUGAUCCGUUUGAUUAUGAACAUUUAGCGUUUUAUGCUAAAGAUUAUGUGUCUGCACGAAAGCGUGCGGAAUCUAUUAUUCCGUUAGUACACGCUGACCGCGACAUCCGUCAAUUAGCUUCGGAAACCACUAGUCAGUCUUUGAAAUCUGCUAAUAUGACUUCCCCGUCAGUUUAUGCCAUGUUUGUAGCACAUAGCGACUGUCAUAUGUUUAGAGCUGUGGAAUCUGGCCUACGAUUGAGGCACAAGCAGAGGAAAUGUGAACUGUAUGAAGGCGCCAUCGUAGAUCAUAUAAGUGCCACGUUGUACGGGGAUUGUCUGAGAUCUAGAAAUCGAAAUGCUGGUUCAAAAGGAAACCUAGGCAAGCUUGUUUUGGAAUACCAAAACCAAUCAAAGUGAUACCGAAAAGUUAACAAUUAUAGAUAAGAGGCGAACAUUUUUUUGACCGGGGGAAUUAGAAAAGAUUCUCGAAAAACUAUUAGGUAUUAGAAAAAAAUAUUUUAUAUAACUACUAAACAUGUUAUUUUUUCAUACAUUUUAAGUGACAUACUAAUUUUUGUAGAUUUAAGGUUGUGUGAAACAACUCGUAUAUUUUUUUAAUUAUGUAAUUUUAAUGAAAAUUAUAGUGAUAAUUGUUACGUAAAUAUUUUUUAUACAUAUGUUUUUCCUAACAAAUAUAUUUAUAAUAAAUUUAA